Helianthus annuus (common sunflower) is the source of this 648-nucleotide messenger RNA. Its product is annotated as glutamic acid-rich protein-like. The coding region runs from base 1 to 648 and encodes 215 amino acids. The record is from RefSeq and is a predicted model, not a curated record. Lineage: Eukaryota; Viridiplantae; Streptophyta; Magnoliopsida; Asterales; Asteraceae. The transcript has 3 exons.
AUGGAGAAAGAGAAAAGAGACGCUGAAGAGGCUGCAGAGGCGCUGAAAGAUAAAAGAAAGGAUCUUGUGAUUGAUAAAGAAGAGAUUCUUGUGAAUACUAAUGAUGUUGAGAUGAAAGACACAGAGGUAGAGGUUGAGGCAGAUAUUGAAGUGAACCUUGCUAUUAUUCCUGUUGGAGAAGUGAAGGAUGUGAUUCAUAGUGAAGAGGCAAGUCUUAGAAGAAUCGAAGUUGAACGUCGUUGUUUAAAGGAGAAGUUGAAUAAGUAUAAAGUUGAUGACGACGAUGAAGAGUUGAAAGAAAUGUUUGGAGAUGAAGAUGAAGAUGAUGAUGCCAAAGAUGAUAAAGAUGACAAAUAUGAUAAGGAUGAUAAUGAGAUUACAGAGCACAGUUGUCAUAAUGAUGAUGAUCAAGACGGUGCUAGUGGUUUGUUGAUCACAAAGCCAUCAGGUCCAACUACUAUUAAAGAUUUCUUGAAUGAUGAGCUGAAUGAGCAACGAGAAGAAGAUCAACAUCAUGGGGAGUCUUCGUCUGGAACCAAACAUGCUGAUAUUCACGAGGUAUUCCUUAAUCUUCCUAAACUUAUUUACUUGAAUCAUACUGAGGAAGAUGGGGAGUUAGUAGAAAACUGGACUAGGAGUCCAUGUUAG